UUAUGAGGGAGGCCGGAUCUAUAGGUCAAUCUCCAAUACAUCAGUGGUGACGUGAAAAAUCCCAAAGUGGAGCCAGCUGAUUGUUGUUGUAAUAACCUGCAAAAAUUCUUGUGAAUCAGGAUGGCGGUAUCUGCAGGCGCCUCCGUCAUACCCAGGAAAGAUGGAUUUUACGAUAAAUACAUUCGUAGCUAUCAGAUUUUAACCCAGGGACAACUGAAGCGACUCAAAGAACAUAAAUAUAGUGCGGAGGGCCAAUCAGUGUUAGAGCCCCCAAUGCAAGUUUUUUGGAGAUGGACUGUGGAACAAGUACCCUUAUGGUGGGCACCGAAUGCUAUCACAAUCAUUGGUUUGAUAAUCAAUAUCGUGACAACAUUGAUUCUGGCAUUUUACAGCCCAGACUGUGUCCAAGAGGCUCCGCGCUGGGCGUACUUCCUCAGCGGUGUCGGGCUGUUUGUCUACCAGACCCUCGACGCCAUCGAUGGGAAGCAGGCCCGGCGGACCAAGUCGAGCUCCCCGCUGGGCGAGCUUUUCGACCAUGGCUGUGACUCCAUCUCCACAGGCAUGGUGAUCCUCGGUGCCAGUAUAGCCAUGCAGCUGGGCCAUCAGACGGGAUGGCUCUUCUUUGAAAACUUGGCGGCCUUUUUCCUAUUUUACGUUGCGCAUUGGCAGACGUACGUCUGUGGGACUCUGAAGUUUGGCAAGAUCGACGUGACAGAAGGGCAGUUUGCGGUGAUAGGAAUCUACUUUCUCACUGCUCUCUUUGGGCCGCAGAUCUGGUCUUAUCAGUUGCCAGUUCUGUCGCUGCAGCUCAAGUUUGUGCCCAUCAUCUUCAGCCUGUUUGGCGCGGCCCUGCAGGUCUCCUGCGCUUUCCAGGUCAUCUUCAUGCAGGGAGGGGUAGGCAAAAACGGAUCCACCGUCGCUGGAACCAGCACGGUGUUCCCCGUCCUCCCCACGACGGUCGUGGUACUGAUAGCGGUGGUUAUACAGCAGAAGUCGCCGUCCCUAGUGUUUGAGAACCACCCGUGUCUCUACCUGCUGGCGUUUGGCUUGCUGGCCGCCAAAGUGACCAACCGGCUAGUGGUUGCCCAUAUGACCAAGAGUGAGAUGGACCUGUGGGACAGCGGUCUGCUGGGGCCCGGUGCGCUGUUCCUCAACCAGUACUUUAACUGUGUGCUCAGUGAAUACCUGGUCCUCUGGCUGUGUCUGACCUGGGUGCUGUUUGACAUCCUGAGGUACUCGGCAGUCGUGUGUCAAGAAAUCUGCGAGUUCCUGGAGAUCUAUUGCUUUACCAUCACUUCCCGACCAAACGCGGGAGGGGACAAGAAAAAUGGCAGCGUUGACUGAGCCUCAUCAUGGCGGAAGUGUCGUGUCGUGUCGUUGAAAAAAGAAUGUUUUGAUGUAUCAUUUUUACCUUGUGCUUGUAUAACUUAUUUUUUUAGGGUAUUUGCAUUACAUUACUGCAUAUUAUGAUGACUUUCAUGUGUUUUUAAUUUAAGAAGCCGUUCUUUUUUUAAAAA
Aplysia californica (California sea hare) is the source of this 1517-nucleotide messenger RNA. RefSeq names its product cholinephosphotransferase 1. Gene Ontology annotation, molecular function: diacylglycerol cholinephosphotransferase activity; ethanolaminephosphotransferase activity. Lineage: Eukaryota; Metazoa; Mollusca; Gastropoda; Aplysiida; Aplysiidae. Gene Ontology annotation, biological process: phosphatidylethanolamine biosynthetic process. Gene Ontology annotation, cellular component: endoplasmic reticulum membrane; Golgi apparatus. Bases 121 to 1344 code for a protein of 407 amino acids. The transcript is spliced from 8 exons. The record is from RefSeq and is a predicted model, not a curated record.